Struthio camelus australis is the source of this 384-nucleotide messenger RNA. The record is from RefSeq and is a predicted model, not a curated record. Lineage: Eukaryota; Metazoa; Chordata; Aves; Struthioniformes; Struthionidae.
AUGACCAUUGGGCUGGAUGGUGGGAUGGCUGUUGGACUGGACAGUGGGAUGGACCUUGGGAUGGCCGUUGGCCUGGAUGUUGGGCUGGACGUUGGGAUGAUCAUUGGGCUGAAUGGUGGGCUGGAUGGUGGGCUGGAUGAUGGGAUGGCCGUUGGGCUGGAUGGUGGGCUGGCCGGUGGGACGUUGGGCGGGACGGAUGUUGGGCUGGAUGGUGGGCUGGAUGAUGGGAUGGCUGUUGGGCUGGAUGGUGGGCUGGCCGUUGGGCUGGAUGGAGAGAUGGAUGUUGGGCUGGAUGGUGGGCUGGCCAUUGGGCUGGAUGGCGGGAUGGGUGUUGGGCUGGAUGCCUCCUCUGGCUGCAUCCAGGACCCCCGCUUCUGCCUGUAG